Symbiodinium natans is the source of this 1851-nucleotide messenger RNA. NCBI's taxonomy places the organism in Eukaryota, Dinophyceae, Suessiales, Symbiodiniaceae. The record is from the annotation of a GenBank genome assembly.
AUGCCUGAGAUGCUCGGGCCCUUGGGGCCCUUGGGGCCUUCGGCUGGUUCCUGGCGAGGAGGCCCACCACCUCCAGCUGGGGCAGCAUACACAGCUGCUAUCAGCGCGCUGGGACGCAGGUCAUGUUGGGAUGAGGCUCUCGACAUGCUCGGCAGUAUGCCUCGAAAUACUUUGCAGCCAAGCUCCAUUUCACGAAAUGCUGCAGCAGAUGCGUGCGCAAGGUCACACAGGUGGAGGCAUGGUCUCAGUCUAUUGAAGGGAUACGAAGAUGCCUGUUUGCAGCACGACAUCUUUGCCUGGACUGCGACCAUCAGUGGGAUUGGCAGGUGCAGGAUGUGGAACGAGGCCACACGGCUGCUUGUGGAAGCGACUGCUUGUGGACUCAAGCCAACAGCGGUGAGCCUAGCUGCUGUUGCUGCAGCAUUGGACAGAGGCUCCCAAGCGGAGGCGGCUCGGUCUGGGGCAGGAUCUUGUUGGGCAAGGGCCCUUCAACUACUGCACUCGCAUGAUUCACCACACUCAAGUGUGGAAGGUGUCAAUGCUGGCAUCAGUGCAUCCGGCCGCAUGAACUUCUGGUGCACCUCGCUUGAUAUUGCAAGAGCGCUCAUCGCACAACGGUUGAGGCCCAGUGCGGUGUCUUUCAACGCAGCGGUCCAUGCCACUGCAGGGAUGAGCAACUGGAUGCGAGCCGUGGAGCUGAUAAGCGGCAUUUCGGAAGCUACGCUGCAACCUAACGCAGUAAGUCUGGUGACCUUGUUGAGCAGUCUGGCCACGGGGGCGCUUUGGCGCAGGGCUUUGACAACUCUUGAAGCUUUCACGACCCGUGGCCUCGCAUCGAAUGAAGCGCACAACACACUGCUCCUUGGAGUCAGUCGAGGAUCCAAUUGGGCCCUGGCAUUUUCGCAUUGGAAUACAUUUUGCAUUGAUGUGGUCGGCACAAGCGCCACGAUGUCUGGGUUUGCCACGAGCGGCUUCUGGGAAGCGGCUCUGAAAUUAAUAUGUGCAGCAAACGAAAGGCGACUGCAGGUCGACGAUUUCGUGCUGAGUUCUGCAAAUUGCGCCCUGUCCUCCUCCGCACGUUGGGAAUGGGCGUUACGCCUUCUGCUUGCUGGCUCUUCCCUGGGCUUUCGGGACAUGAAGCUAGAGUUGGAGGCAACUGCUUGCGGUGCAUCAGCCAUGGCACUGCAACGAAGCAGCAGCUGGGAAGAGGCUCUCGGCCUCUUGAAUCAGCUGCAGCACAGUGGCUGCCAGGGGCUAACAGUGGUCACUUGCACAACAGCUGCAGAUGCGUGCAGUAGCAGAGAGAAAUGGAUGGAGGCGCUGCACAUAUUGAAGGUUCUGAGCUGCUCAAGAACGCAGACUGACGUAGUUGCGCUUGGACCAGCACUUGAAGCAUCUGGGGCUGGCGGUCGGUGGCAGCAUGCGUUACAGUUGCUGCAGAAGGCCCGCCUUGCAAGUAUCUUGAUCAGCAAGAUUGCCUGCACCAUGGCUGUUACUGCCGUCGGACAGGCUUCCAAGCAUUGGAAUUGGGCGCUGCUGCUUUUGCAAGAUCCUCUAGGCCAGGCCGUGCAGCCGGAUACAGUGGCACGGAACGCGGUGGUCUCGUCACUAAGCUCUGGCAAUUGCUGGGCGAAGGCCACCCAACUUCUCGAUGAAGUUGCCCAAGGUGCACAGGCACCAGACUUGCCUAUGGCAGAUGAGCACUGGAACCAGGCCCCAGCAUCGGUCAUUGCGCGACAUUGUGCCGUUGCACCGUUGCAGGCACUUGGUGUUCUGGACGGUCUGACAAGUGGCAGACUGCUGCCAGAUGUUGUAAGCUGCGGCCUGCAGCGUGGUUGCGAGAAGCUGUAA